Molecule: messenger RNA, 861 nt
Organism: Ostreococcus tauri
Lineage: Eukaryota; Viridiplantae; Chlorophyta; Mamiellophyceae; Mamiellales; Bathycoccaceae
Product: Mitochondrial substrate/solute carrier
Exons: 1
Coding region: 1-861 (286 amino acids)
Biological process (GO): mitochondrial citrate transmembrane transport; alpha-ketoglutarate transport
Cellular component (GO): mitochondrion
Molecular function (GO): tricarboxylate secondary active transmembrane transporter activity
Source: RefSeq, a predicted model, not a curated record
AUGCCCGUAAUCGACGUCGCGAUCGGUCCACUGAUCCAAAUGGCCGAGGCCGCUUCUCUUGGCAUGCCUUUCGAGGUGUGGAAGACGAGGAUGGGACGACACAGAUCGGAAUCCACCGUCCAGGCGUUUUCAAACAUUUACAAAGAGGGCGGCGCCAAGGCUUUCUGGCGAGGAACUCAGGCGAAGAUGUUCGAGAGCGCGACCAAGGGGGCGAUCUUGAUGUACGCCAAGGAAGGGAUUAACGAUUCUUUGCUCCAGGCGGGAUGGACUCCCGGGAUCGCCGGGAUCGCGGCUGGGGCGGGCGGUGGCAUCGCCCAGGUCAGCGUCAUGGGUCCGGCAACGUAUCUGGUGACGGGCGCGGUGAACUCGCCCGGUAUGUCGACGAUGGAGCGAAUCAGGGAGACGUACGGUCGAGGUGGGAUCGCUGGAUUUUACCCAGGUGGAGUUGCGAUCGCAUUCAGACAGGCGACGAACUGGGCGUCGAGGCAAGGUUUCACAGAGGUCGUUCGGGACAAGGCGAAGCAAGCUUUGCACGGAGACGCGAACGCAAAGCUCUCGAAGUGGGAGGAGGUCGGAUGCGGGAUCGUCGGUGGAACGCUCGCGAGUUGGAAUCACCCGUUUGAAGUUGCGAGGAUAGAGGCGCAGAGUCGCGGGAAUGCGGGUUUGCCGACUGGGAACAUGGUGAGCGUCAUGUCGGACAUCGUCAAGGAGAGCGGCGUCGGCGGCUUGUUCCGAGGCAUCAUCCCUCGAAUCGGUCUAGGGAUCUGGCAAACUCUCUUCAUGGUCACCGGGGCGAAAAUGUUGAAGGAGACGCUCAAAGAACAGGGCUUACUCGAAUCCACGGGUGGCGGAAAACACUAA